This is a messenger RNA of Sparassis crispa, 1245 nucleotides long. RefSeq lists its product as hypothetical. The record is from RefSeq and is a predicted model, not a curated record. The transcript has 4 exons. Lineage: Eukaryota; Fungi; Basidiomycota; Agaricomycetes; Polyporales; Sparassidaceae. The coding region runs from base 1 to 1245 and encodes 414 amino acids.
AUGGAACAGGGGAAUUCCCAAGGUCCCUAUCUGGAGGGCUCCUUGGCUGCAGAUUUCUCUUGUCAAAAUGGCAGAAAAGCGGUCAUUUGUGCUCAGUCUGAGUGCGAGCAGACCUACUUCCCGCCCGGGACCCCUCUUUAUUAUAUCCAUAGUAAUGACAGGGAAGUGGAGGGCUGCUUCGUGUGUGAGAGCUGUCAGAACUACUACUUGGGCAAAACUGGAACACGACGUCGAGAUGACCCCAGACACCUGCAAUCUGGGAGUUCGAGGGGCAAUGAUCAAAUAUCAGCAGUUAAUCCAGCUCAGAAUGCUGCAAAUAUCCAUCGUGAGAUUGCUCUUGCGCAGCGUGGAAGUCAGACUCUGCUUUCCUCCCAGCUCUCCGACGACAUUGACAAUAUUUCUCCAAUAGAUUCCAGAGCAGCGGUGCAACCGUUGGGUAUCGCGCUCAGGGGUUUAGCCAGCGUGCAGGUCCCUGCUGUUCGUGUCACUCCGGGCCCUGUCAUUGUAAUGCCGGGAGCAGGUGUCAUGGCCCCUCCUCUUCUCACACAUCCCGUGCCUUUUGGCUACACUAUGAACCACCUUCUGUAUAAUGAUCAACACAAGCAAGUUCAGCAGAAGGCGUAUGCAAGCAGUAUUGAGCUGAUUGUUGUCCGCAUAUCAUUGGUGAUUAUGCCUGCGGGCAAGAUCAAGCACCAGCUCGUUGGAGAUUUACACAAUACAAUCAGCGAUGUUGAUGUUCACAUCAGCACAACGGCCUUGAAGAUGAAAUGUUUUCAGCUGCUAUAUAUGCGGUGGCUGAAGUAUUCCUGCAGAUUUACACUCAACCCCGGUGACCUCAUUCUGCAUGACAAGGACUGGGAAAAACUCGAGCUCUUGAUUCCUGAUGAAAACGUGAUUGCUCGGGAUUUUUUCAAGCCUGACAAGAAGGGGGUCAUCAAGUUCCAUGCUGGAAGGGGUGUACACAUACUCCUGCAUAUCCCGAAUGACGUCUACCGAAAGUAUCUCAUGCAUGAGGAGGAAAUCGAGAUGGGGUUCCUGACAGGGGCAGAGAAGCAACAGAAGAAGGAGAAGGCCGAGAGCAUGAGAGGCAGUGGCCCUGUCAACCAGGCCGAGUGUGCAGUACCGCGUGUCACGAGUCAGCCACAUGGAAUCGAUGUUCCUGCGGGUGCAGUCAAUUCAUUAUCCACUGCUGGUGCUUCUACGGAGAUACUACCUACAGAUCAUGGUUCUGGAGACCUGGAGUGA